AUGAAGCAAACUCUUGCAGCUACUUCUUCUAACCAUGCAGAGAUAUUAGCCAUCCACGAAGCUAGUCGUGAGUGCAUUUGGUUGAGGUCUGUAGUCAACACAUUCGAGAAGAUUGUGGUGUACAGACAGGAAAAGGAGCUCCAACGGUUAUGUAUGAAGAUAAUGCUGCUUGCAUCGCACAACUCAAGGAUGGGUACAUUAAAGGAGACAGAACGAAGCACAUCCUACCGAAGUUUUUCUUCACCCAUGAGUUACAGAAGAAUGGCGAUGAAAAGCCCUUUGGGCAAAGAAGCGCUACCCUGGUUUUCGAUCCUACCGUCUGAGUCAAUCAACAAUUUCAAUGAGUUGACUAGAGUGUUCGUGAAGCACUACUCAAUGAACAUGGUGAAGAGUGGGAAGAACUUGUCCACCCUCAUUCAAGAAAGAGGAGAACCCUUGCACGCCUUUAUUGAGAGAUUCUAA
Molecule: messenger RNA, 462 nt
Organism: Microthlaspi erraticum
Lineage: Eukaryota; Viridiplantae; Streptophyta; Magnoliopsida; Brassicales; Brassicaceae
Source: the annotation of a GenBank genome assembly